AUGACUACUUGUAAUCAAGAUCUUGCUUGCCGAGGAAAUGCUAUGUUUCAUUGUAGUUUGUUAGUUAACAUGUACUCGGCCUAUAUCUAUGUAUUGUUUAGUCUGGCCGUGUCCGACCUGUUGCUGCUGGUGUCCGGCCUACCGGCGGAGAUGUACAUGGUCUGGUGUAAAUACCCCUACAUAUUCGGGGAGGGUUUCUGCGUGCUGCGCGGCCUAGCCUCGGAGAUGUCCACGAACGCGUCCGUCCUUACCAUCGCCGCCUUCACCGUCGAGAGAUACGUGGCGAUCUGUCAUCCCUUCCUCUCGCAGACUCUCUCGAACUUGUCUCGCGCGAUUAAACUGAUACUGGGGAUAUGGCUGGUGGCACUGUUGUUCGCGUUACCGCAGGCUCUGCAGUUCGGGGUGGUUCGGCACAACGACCACCCCGACAUGGUGAUGUGCACGGUCAAGAGAAUUAUCAUCAACCAUUCGUUCGAGGCGUCCACAUUCCUGUUCUUCGUGAUACCGAUGUGCCUGAUCACGUUUCUUUACGUGUUGAUCGGCCUCAAGCUCAGAAAGUCGAACAUGACUGUCCCGGGCAGAAGUGAAUCGAGAAACUGCAGACAUUACCCCGGAAGAUCGUCCAGGAGAGUGUUGAAGAUGCUGGUCGCAACGCGGUAA
Molecule: messenger RNA, 660 nt
Organism: Pogonomyrmex barbatus (red harvester ant)
Lineage: Eukaryota; Metazoa; Arthropoda; Insecta; Hymenoptera; Formicidae
Product: pyrokinin-1 receptor
Biological process (GO): neuropeptide signaling pathway
Cellular component (GO): plasma membrane
Molecular function (GO): neuromedin U receptor activity
Source: RefSeq, a predicted model, not a curated record